UGGAGCCCCAGCCCGAGCUGCUGCGGCUGUGGGAGCGCUACAGGCACGAGGAGCACUCAGACUUCGCUCUUGGGCCGCUCCUGCCCGGUCUAGGAGCCCGCAUCGGCCGCGGGAGGGAGGUGGCUGCAGAGUCGGAGGCAGAGCCGGGCCGGGAGGAGCCAGCUCUCACAACCCCAUGGCCUCAAGGAGCUGCUGAGUCGCAUCUGGCUUUUAGUGGGGGUGGGGGGUGGGGUGUGGGACAACACCCCACCCCAGCUUGGGGCUGGCCAUGGGCAGCCCUUAUGAAGACUACCUGAAUCCCAACAAGGUGUUUGAACACUACAACUUCACCAAGGAGACUCCUGCACCCCCAGACACGCCAGCCCGCCAAGCAGCCUCAGCUUUCAUUGUCCUGCUUUGCUGUGCCAUCAUCCUGGAGAACCUGUUCGUAUUGGCUGCUGUUGCUCGGAAUAGCAAGUUUCAUUCAGCCAUGUACUUGUUCCUGGGCAACUUGGCAGCCUCUGAUCUGCUGGCCGGUGUAGCUUUCAUAGCCAAUACCCUGCUGUCUGGCCCCCGGACGCUGCAGCUGACCCCGGUGCUCUGGUUUGCCCGAGAGGGCUCUGCCUUCAUCACACUCUCUGCCUCGGUCUUCAGCCUGCUGGCCAUCGCCAUUGAGCGGCAUGUAGCUAUCGCAAAAGUGAAGGUCUAUGGUAGUGACAAGAGCUGCCGCAUGCUGCUGCUGAUCGGGGCUUGCUGGGUCAUCUCUCUGGCCCUGGGAGGUCUGCCCAUCCUUGGUUGGAACUGCCUAGGUCAGUUGGACGCCUGUUCCACAGUGCUGCCACUCUAUGCCAAGUCCUAUGUCCUCUUUGUGGUGACUGUCUUCACUGCCAUCUUGCUGGCUAUAGUUGCCCUCUAUGUGCGCAUCUACUGUGUGGUGCGCUCUAGUCAUGCAGAGCUGGCUGGACCACAUACCCUGGCACUGCUGAAGACGGUGACCAUUGUGUUGGGUGUCUUCAUUGUUUUCUGGUUGCCAGCCUUCACUGUGCUCCUGCUAGACACCUCCUGCCCUGUUCGUGCCUGCCCCGUGCUCUACAAAGCCCACUACUUCUUUGCCUUUGCCACAUUCAACUCAUUGCUCAACCCUGUCAUUUACACAUGGCGCAGUAGAGACCUUCGGCGAGAGGUGCUUCGGCCCCUGUGCUGCUGGGGGCCUCGAGUCCGGCAGGGCCGUGGAAGGACCCCAGGGCACUGCCUCUUGCCCCUUCGAAGCUCAAGCUCCCUGGAGCGUGGUACACAGAUGCCCACAUCACCCACAUUCAUGGAGGGAAACACAGUCGUGUGAAGGGGAUACAUUAUAUGACUGUGGGGUCAGAAGGAGGUGCCAGAGGGCAUAUUGGUAACCAGAAGGGGGGAUGAUUCUUUGGGUCAGAGCCCAUGAUCUCUGAAAGGUGAGGGGUGAGAGACGGGACAAACUGCUCUUUCCCAAAGAGCCUGAUGUAAGAGAGGUAUGGGGGGGUGGGCCAAGGCUGUUACUGCUGCCUCUGUAGACAUCUCAUCUUUUCCAUCCCCCCAUACUCAUUCCUUCCCUGUGUGAAUAUCUAAUGCCUUUAAUUUCCACCUUUCCCUUCUAAUUUCUUUUUUCUUUCUUUCUUUCUUUUUUUGCGGGACAAUGAGGGUUAAGUGACUUCCCCAGGGUCACACAGCUAGCAAGUGUCAAGCGUGUGAGGCUGCAUUUGAACUCAGGUCCUCCUGAAUCCAGGGCCAGUGCUUUAUCCACUGUGCCUCUCCCUUCUAAUUUCUAAGGGGUUCAGGGACUCCUCCCUCUCUGUCCUUCCAACUGCAUAAGCCCACAGCUUCCCCAAAUCUUGACAGCUGACGGUUAUAGCUCCUUCCCUUCCUCACCCCACCACAUGCUGGGAAAUCACAGGAUGGGAAGGGGGAGGGCUGCCAAGCUCCAUUCUUAGGCUUCUGUGGCUCAGUACACUGUUGGGGGGACUGGGGGGGAAAGACUGAAGGGAGAAGAUAUUGAGGUCCCAAAAUCUUGAUUUGGAGAAUUGGGGGAACAGGGAGGAGGCCAGUCUGUGGAAGGCCUCCCCCCAGGAGCCAGGUUCCCCUGCAGAUCUGUCACUUUUCCCCCUCACUGGUUAGACCAGUUUGUGGAGUAGGGGAGUACUCCUGACAUCCCAGAUUAGGGGGAGUGAAAGAAGCUGGGGUUAUAUACUUUUCUCAUCAUGGAACCCAAGCUUAGUGCUCCCUAUGCCCCUCCCAGCUUUCCUCUCCACUUAGUCAUCCUUUGCCCACCCCGCAAGGGAACAUAUCCCCUAGAACAUGUGAGACUUCUCACCCUUGCAGGCUGGCUCCUACCUAGUUCAAGUUAUAUUGAAUGGGAGUUGGAAGAAUGAAUGCCCUGGAGCUGCUCCCCUCCCCAGCCCACCCCACCUCCAACUCCCCUGAGAAGCCCUGGAAUCCUGAGGAUGAAAGGGAAUCAAUCGGUACAAAUGCAAAUGUAUAUUUAUGUCUGUGUGAGUUCGAGAGCUUUCGUGUGUGUGUGUGUGUGUGUGUGUGUGUGUUUCCCUCUCCCACCCCCUCAUUUUUCCUCUGUAACUUGUAGUUUGAAUAUUCCACAUUUUUGUUUCUCUGGUCUUUGUUGAAGUAACCCUAGGGGAGGGGGAAGCAGACCUCUCCAUCCGGUCCUAAAUGCUUCUUGUGGAAUGACGAGGAAGCCAUUCCCCUUGGGGGUGGGGUGGGGUGGGGUAGGGAUCUCACAUGCUGCCUAUUGUCCGCUAAUGGGGCAGAAGGGCCCUCCUGGGACUCAGAGAGAAGACUGCCAAAGACAACUGCAAUAAAAACAACAGCAGAGAGAGGGACAGACCCUCAUACUUGGGAAAUCCCACGUGCCUCUCCCUUCCCUCAGACCCUGACCUUGGGUUGAUUAAACGGUUCAGUUUGAC
Messenger RNA from Dromiciops gliroides (monito del monte), 2930 nucleotides. RefSeq names its product sphingosine-1-phosphate receptor 2 (gene S1PR2). The transcript is spliced from 2 exons. The record is from RefSeq and is a predicted model, not a curated record. The coding region runs from base 269 to 1321 and encodes 350 amino acids. Gene Ontology annotation, cellular component: membrane. Gene Ontology annotation, molecular function: sphingosine-1-phosphate receptor activity. Gene Ontology annotation, biological process: sphingosine-1-phosphate receptor signaling pathway. Lineage: Eukaryota; Metazoa; Chordata; Mammalia; Microbiotheria; Microbiotheriidae.